UUACGACCGGUUGGAGGUCGCGGCAUUAAAAAGGUUGAGAACCACUGGUUUAGAUAGAUACUUUAUUAGACAGAGUAAAAUGAAACGAAGGAUGAGGACUAUAGAUAAGUCUGCAAUUGAUGUGGAAGGGAGAUGUAAUGACACUUUAUCACUUACACAGAUAAAAGGUAACAUGCAUUUAUAGAUAUAUGCUUUUUUCUGUGACCUUUCAGGAGUUAAAAGCCAACGCAGAUGUGGAAGCAUUAUACAUUAUCGGUAAAAAAAUUGAGCCUCAAACAGGAGUUCAUCUCCCUGAAAUAUCACCAGCGCACAUUUCAAACAGGACAUUCAUGGGGUUACAAAGUGAAGAGAAUGGCUCAAGGGUAGAAAAAAACAUCCAGGAUGAAAACAGAGAAAGGCAGAAGACCAGGAGAGAAAGGCAAGGGUUGGACUUAUUCAAAGAAGAGUUUAAUGAAUUAAAGGCUGGACCAUCAUUUUUUUCUGUAAAUCAUGUUAUGCCCCAAGUAAACAAUCAUGUUAUGCCCCAAGGAAACAAAGAAGAUAAGGAAGCAAAAGAAGAAAAUUUGCAUCAGGGAUAUCCCUCAACUGAUCCCUUAGUCAGCCCAAGGAUCCCAUUCAGUGCAAGGCAACAUGGUGAAUUAACCCACUUUUUAGGAGAUUAUGAGCCCUCAUUUACCAAAUUUCAAAAUGAGAGACCAAAAAACAACCCUUCACCUCCUGUUGAAGAAAACAGGCCGAAGAUACCACCAGAAAAGAAAAAGCUUCUGUUGGAAAAACUAUUUGGUCCAAACCGCAUAUUAAAUAACAAAUGAUGGCUGUGAUUCCAGUCAAGCGGAUAGAUAUUAGAUAAUAAUCAGAGAAUAUUAGAACUACGACAUAUUAGAGUGUACAUAGCAGAUAGUAUUAGAACUAGGAUAUUUUAGAUAGUAGAUAUUAGAUAGUAUUGGAACUAAGUGAUAUUAGCUAGUAGAUAUUAGUAUUAGAACUAGGAUGGAUAGUGGAUAUUAGUAUUAGAAUAUAUUAGAUAGUAGAUAUUAGAUAGUGUUAGAACUAACCAACAUUAGGUAUUACAUACUAGUGUUAGAAUGAAGCUAUAUUAGAUAGUAGAUAAUAUUAGAAUUAAGUGAUAUUAGCUAGUAGAUAUUAGUAUUAGAACUAGGAUAUAUUACAUAGUGCAUAUUAGUAUUAGAAUAUAUUAUAGAUAGUAGUUAUUAGAUAAUAUGAAGACUAGGAGAUAUUAAAAGUUUCUAUAGUUACUAUUGCAAUAAGCAUCACAAAAAACUUUUGUUAAUUUUUUGCACAUUUUUAUAAAACAUAUAUUAAAGGAAUUUUGAAAAAGAUGUUUUAUGACUUAUGCUUAUCAAUCAAAUCUUAUCAAAUAAGAAUUUCUUGAACCAUCUUUUUUCCUACUUGAAAUGAAUAAAGGAGAAUAUUUCUUUGCAGCUUAUAGUCAGUGAUGCUGUUUCACCACACGAGGGAGCCAAAGACUGUAUUCUAAUUAUAUUUACUAGACCAAUUGGAUUUAAUGUUAUAAACUUUGAAUUUUUAGUAAUGUUUUGGGGCAAUGGCUUCACGUAAGAGAACUGAAAGAAAUGAAAUAAGAUUAUCAGGAGAAGCUGA
Crotalus tigris (Tiger rattlesnake) is the source of this 1620-nucleotide messenger RNA. RefSeq lists its product as uncharacterized. The record is from RefSeq and is a predicted model, not a curated record. Lineage: Eukaryota; Metazoa; Chordata; Lepidosauria; Squamata; Viperidae. Bases 189 to 812 code for a protein of 207 amino acids. The transcript has 2 exons.